CAGCCAGUCAGCUGGGGAGCUGCAGAUGAAAGACGCCAAGGCUCCGGUCAGCAGCAACCUCGCUGGGCGUCGGAGCUUCCAGAGAUGAGACCGGAUUCUUUCCAGCACGGUCCCCGACCCCGGCAAGGCAGGGCGUGGGGUCGGCCGCCCCCGUCCAUUCGGGUCCCUCCGCCGCGCCGCGCUCGGACCCCAGGCUGCCAGCGCUGUCGCUGCUCACUUGAGUCCCGCUGCGUCCCCUUGUGCUGCGCCGCCCGACGGGCAUGGACUCGGGCCGGGACUUCCUGACGCUGCACGGCCUACAGGAUGACAAAGACCUACAGGCCCUGCUGAAAGGCAGCCAGCUUCUAAAGGUAAAGUCCAGCUCAUGGCGGAGAGAGCGCUUCUACAAGUUGCAGGAGGACUGCAAGACCAUCUGGCAGGAGUCCCGCAAGGUCAUGAGGUCCCCAGAGUCCCAACUGUUCUCCAUUGAGGACAUUCAGGAGGUGCGAAUGGGGCACCGCACAGAGGGUCUGGAGAAGUUUGCCCGUGACGUGCCUGAGGAUCGCUGCUUCUCCAUUGUCUUCAAGGACCAGCGCAACACACUAGACCUCAUCGCUCCAUCGCCCGCUGAUGCCCAGCACUGGGUGCAGGGUCUGCGCAAGAUCAUCCACCAUUCAGGUUCCAUGGACCAGAGGCAGAAGCUGCAGCACUGGAUUCACUCCUGCUUGCGAAAAGCUGACAAAAACAAGGACAACAAGAUGAGCUUCAAGGAGCUGCAGAACUUUCUGAAGGAGCUCAAUAUCCAGGUGGACGACAGCUAUGCCCGGAAAAUCUUCAGGGAAUGUGACCACUCCCAGACAGACUCACUGGAGGAUGAGGAGAUUGAAGCCUUCUACAAGAUGCUGACUAAGCGGGUGGAGAUUGACCGCACUUUUGCAGAAGCUGCAGGCUCUGCAGAGACCCUAUCAGUGGAUCAGUUAGUGGCAUUCCUGCAGCACCAGCAACGGGAGGAGGCAGCAGGGCCUGCACUGGCCCUCUCCCUCAUUGAGCGCUACGAGCCCAGCGAGACUGCCAAGGCACAGAGGCAGAUGACCAAGGAUGGCUUCCUCAUGUACCUGCUAUCGGCUGAUGGCAGCGCCUUCAGCCUGGCGCACCGGCGGGUCUACCAGGACAUGGGCCAGCCACUCAGCCACUACCUGGUGUCCUCCUCCCACAAUACCUACCUGCUGGAGGACCAGCUCACAGGACCCAGCAGUACAGAAGCCUACAUCCGGGCUCUCUGCAAAGGCUGCCGCUGCUUGGAGCUCGACUGCUGGGAUGGGCCCAACCAGGAGCCAGUCAUCUACCAUGGCUACACUUUCACUUCUAAGAUCCUGUUUUGUGAUGUGCUCAGAGCCAUUAGGGACUACGCCUUCAAGGCAUCCCCGUACCCAGUCAUCCUGUCCCUGGAGAACCACUGCAGUCUGGAGCAGCAGCGUGUGAUGGCGCGACACCUGCGUGCCAUCCUGGGGCCCAUGCUGUUGGACCGGCCACUGGAUGGGGUUACUACAAGCCUACCCUCUCCUGAGCAACUGAAGGGGAAGAUUCUGCUGAAGGGGAAGAAGCUUGGGGGGCUGCUACCCCCAGGAGGAGAAAGCGGCCCGGAGGCUGCUGUUGUGUCAGAUGAAGAUGAGGCUGCUGAGAUGGAGGACGAGGCCGUGAGAAGCCGCGUGCAGCACAAGCCCAAGGAAGACAAGCUCAGGCUGGUGCCAGAGCUCUCCGACAUGGUCAUUUACUGCAAGAGUGUCCACUUUGGGGGCUUCUCCAGUCCUGGCACCUCUGGGCAGGCUUUCUAUGAAAUGGCGUCCUUCUCUGAGAACCGUGCCCUCCGACUGCUCCAAGAGUCAGGAAACGGCUUUGUCCGCCACAAUGUGGACCACCUGAGCAGGAUCUACCCGGCUGGAUGGAGAACAGACUCCUCCAACUACAGCCCUGUGGAGAUGUGGAAUGGGGGCUGUCAGAUUGUGGCUCUGAACUUCCAGACCCCUGGGCCAGAGAUGGACGUGUACCAGGGUCGCUUCCAGGAUAAUGGGGCCUGUGGGUAUGUGCUGAAACCUGCCUUCCUGAGAGACCCCAACACCACCUUCAACUCACGUGCUCUGAUUCAGGGGCCCUGGUGGGACCCGAAGCGGCUCAACAUCAGGGUCAUCACUGGACAGCAGCUGCCAAAAGUCAAUAAGAAUAAGAAUUCAAUUGUAGAUCCCAAAGUGACGGUGGAGAUCCAUGGUGUGGGCCGGGACAUGACCAGCCGCCAGACUGCAGUAAUCACCAAUAAUGGUUUCAACCCAAGGUGGGACACGGAAUUUGAGUUUGAGGUGACUGUGCCUGAGCUUGCCUUGGUGCGCUUUAUGGUGGAGGACUAUGAUGCUUCCUCUAAGAACGACUUCAUUGGGCAGACCACCAUCCCCUGGAAUAGCCUGAAGCAGGGAUACCGCCAUGUCCACCUCUUAUCUAAGAAUGGAGACCAGCAUCCAUCAGCCACCCUCUUUGUGAAGAUCUCCCUCCAGGACUAGACCUGGGGAUCAAGGUUUGCCCUGAGUGGGCCAGGCCCUUUGUCCACGCCUGGGGCAGGGCUGGUGUGGCUGCUCCAACUUCUGGUGUGGAGUUAGAGGCGUCUGAACUGCCUUCAACUCUAAUACACUGUGCUGCUGCCUCUCUGGGGUCCCAGGAGCUGGUCCAGCCCCUGGAACUGUCUUUAAUUCCGUUAGGAACAUCACUGCAGCCCUCUCCACCCUCUGGCCAGCCUUAGGUUGAGGGUUUUUAUAAAAAUCUCAACUAGA
Molecule: messenger RNA, 2798 nt
Organism: Castor canadensis (American beaver)
Lineage: Eukaryota; Metazoa; Chordata; Mammalia; Rodentia; Castoridae
Gene: Plcd1
Product: phospholipase C delta 1
Biological process (GO): intracellular signal transduction; lipid metabolic process
Cellular component (GO): plasma membrane
Molecular function (GO): phosphatidylinositol-4,5-bisphosphate phospholipase C activity; calcium ion binding
Source: RefSeq, a predicted model, not a curated record